UCAAUCUCAUAUUACAUGAUCUCUCUCUCUCUCUCUCGCUCCUCCUUUGCCCUUCAGAGAUGUUCCUAAUUAAUUUCUUUUCUUUUCUUGGAAUUGAAGAGCUUCUUGCUCCAUAAACAGUAGAGAGAGAAGGCUUCAAUAGAGAGAGAUCAGAAAGAAUCGUGCUAAUCAGUGAAGUUAGGCAAAAAAAAAACCCACUUUCUACUUUUGUAUAAUUAGGUCAAUCUCAUCCACCACCAUACUCUUCUCUCCUCCAUUCUCCUCCUUUUUCUCAAUUCCGAAACUAGGGUUCCAUUUCUCUCUAUAUCCACUCUUUCUUGUGUUUGUGUACCCAAAGAUUGAAUCUUUAACUUCAAAUUCUCAUCGAAUUGCUCUCAAAUCGAAUGGAGAGGAAGUCAAAAUCCGGAGAGAUCUGAGAUUGAUUCCCUAAACAAGAAAUAUGAAUCCAGAAGAAGAGAAACCUGUGGAAGAAGCUUCUUCGAUGGAGAGAGAGCACAUGUUCGACAAAGUAGUAACACCAAGCGACGUAGGGAAACUAAACCGACUCGUGAUCCCAAAGCAACACGCAGAGAGAUACUUCCCUUUAGACAAUUCCUCAACAAACGACAAUAACAAAGGUUUGCUUCUAAACUUCGAAGAUCGAACAGGAAACUCAUGGAGAUUCCGUUACUCUUACUGGAACAGCAGCCAAAGCUAUGUCAUGACUAAAGGUUGGAGUCGUUUCGUCAAAGACAAGAAGCUUGACGCUGGCGACAUCGUUUCUUUUCAGAGAGAUCCCGGUAAUAAAGACAAGCUUUACAUCGAUUGGAGGAGACGACCAAAGAUUCCCGAUCAUCAUCAUCAGUUCGCCGGAGCUAUGUUCCCUAGGAUUUACUCUUUCCCUCAUCCUCAGAUGCCGACAAAUUACGAAAGUCACAACCUUUAUCAUCGAUUUCAACGAGAUCUAGGAAUUGGGUAUUAUGUGAGGUCAAUGGAGAGGAGCCAUCCAACGGCUGUGAUUGAAUCCGUGCCGGUUAUGAUGCAAAGGAGAUCACAAGUGGCUGCUAUGGCUUCAUCAAGAGGAGAGAAGAGGUUAAGGCUGUUUGGAGUGGAUAUGGAGUGCGGCGGCGGCGGCGGCGGCGGAGCAAGUGUGAAUAGCACGGAGGAAGAGUCGUCGUCUUCCGGUGGUAGUAUGCCAUGUGGGAGCGUUUCUAUGGCUGGUGCUGGUUCUCUUCUCCAGCUGAGGUUAGUGACCAGUGAUGAUGAGUCUUUAGUAGCAAUGGAAGCUGCAAGUGUUGAUGAGGAUCAUAACUUGUUUACAAAGAAAGGAAAGUCUUCUUUGUCUUUCGAUUUGGAUAGAUGAUGAUGAUUAUGAGGUUAAUCUCUAUUUAAAUACACAUUAUAUAUGAUAAUUAUACAUAUUAUAUAUAUGUGACACAAGGGUUUCGUUCAAGAUUCAAUGAUAAUAUCAAGAAAUAACAUGUUCUUUAAUAAAUCGAAUUUGGUUCUA
Messenger RNA from Eutrema salsugineum, 1489 nucleotides. Its product is annotated as B3 domain-containing transcription factor NGA2. NCBI's taxonomy places the organism in Eukaryota, Viridiplantae, Streptophyta, Magnoliopsida, Brassicales, Brassicaceae. The record is from RefSeq and is a predicted model, not a curated record. The transcript has a single exon. Bases 440 to 1342 code for a protein of 300 amino acids. Gene Ontology annotation, molecular function: DNA-binding transcription factor activity; DNA binding.